Molecule: messenger RNA, 480 nt
Organism: Protopolystoma xenopodis
Lineage: Eukaryota; Metazoa; Platyhelminthes; Monogenea; Polystomatidea; Polystomatidae
Source: the annotation of a GenBank genome assembly
GUGGCUUUCACUCCUGUAGAGCGUUUCAUCCACGACCGCGUGCUGGCUCAAUCAAGCGCCGCAUUGCAUCGUCUGCUUGUGAGUGAAGCCACAGUCUCCCAAGACACUCCUAUCAGCCAACUUCCUGGAGAUGCUCACUGGCGUCUAGUAGCUCUGGUUACCCGUCUUCGACAAGCUUGCACACACGCCAGUCUUGUUGUAGCAGCGGGAUCUGCUUCCGCAUUGAUCAAUGGCAGUCGAGCCUCCCGAGCAUCCGCAAUUAAUCGUCGUCAUAUACCAAGCCGUACAAAGCGCAUACAUUCAUCUAGCGGUUUGAAAAUUAACGAUCAUUUGAAAUACAAUGAGACAAUGAAUGUAGGCGAUCUGGAAGAUGACGAUGAUGAGGGGGGAAUAGAGGCGAAUGCCGUUGUCUUCUCCAACCGGUCUCUAGGAGCAACUGUUGCGGCAGCCAGAGCAACCAGACAUCUUAGUUUAGGGUAG